This is a messenger RNA of Ceratotherium simum simum (southern white rhinoceros), 1021 nucleotides long. RefSeq names its product coiled-coil domain containing 194 (gene CCDC194). The record is from RefSeq and is a predicted model, not a curated record. NCBI's taxonomy places the organism in Eukaryota, Metazoa, Chordata, Mammalia, Perissodactyla, Rhinocerotidae.
AUGACCCAGCUGGGGCCGGAGCCGGGGCGCGCAUGGCGGGCGCUCGCCCUGUGCGGGGCCGCCGUGUUCCUGGCGGCGGCGGCGGCCGGCUCGGCCCUGCUGGCCUGGAAUCUGGCCGCCUCGGCCUCCCGGGGGCCUCGCUGCCCGGAGCCGGGGGCCAACGCCACGGCGCCGCCCGGGACCCCGGCGCCCGAGGUCGAGGAGCUGCGGCGCCGGCUGGCAGAGGCUGCCCAGCGCGAGGAGGCCCUGGCCGGGCAGCUGGACCAGGCCGAGGGCGUCCGUCUGGAGCUGGAGGAAGCGCUGAGGGCCUGUGAGGGCCGCCAGAGCCUGCUUCAGACCCAACUGAUGACACUGAAGACUGAGAUGGACGAGGCCAAGGCACAGGGGACCCAGAUGGGUGUCGAGAACGGGGAGCUCACAGAAGCCCUGGUGCGCUGGGAAGCGGCGGCCACGGAGUCUGCGCGGCGGCUGGACGAGGCGCAGCGGCGCGCACGCGCAGCCGAGGCCCAGGGCGAAGCCUGCGCGGCCCGGGAGGCGGCGCUACGCGAGCGCGUUAAAGCCCUGGAAGCCGAAACGGGGCCCCAGCGCAGAGUGCUACACCCCCGGCCCCGCUCGGGGUCCCGACCCCGGCCCAGCCCCCGCUCGCGCUCUCGCCCCGGAUCCUCGGGGGGCUGCCGGCGGCCCGCGCGGCGCGCACGAGGGUGAAUCAGCUCCCAGCAAGAUGGGGGCUCGAGGCCAGGAGGACAGACACUGUAGAGGCCCAGCGGGGACACGUAUAGAGGUGCCCACGCUGGAUGAGAUGCCCAGUCGACACCCAUCAACGCUCAUCUUUAGACCCAGGAGCCGCUCUGAACGAAAACUGUGCAGAAAGGAGACUCGACCCUCUCUCCCCGACCACCUAGUGCCUAUUCUACAGAUGGGGAAACCGAGGUCUGUUUGGUCACACAGUGUGAUAGUGCUGAUCUGGGACUUAAGUCCCCUCUAAGGACAGUGUUGCCCUCAUCCCGCAGACAUGAGGACU